Messenger RNA from Haliotis rufescens (red abalone), 2980 nucleotides. Its product is annotated as mediator of RNA polymerase II transcription subunit 15-like. NCBI's taxonomy places the organism in Eukaryota, Metazoa, Mollusca, Gastropoda, Lepetellida, Haliotidae. Gene Ontology annotation, cellular component: extracellular region. The transcript is spliced from 4 exons. The coding region runs from base 181 to 1935 and encodes 584 amino acids. The record is from RefSeq and is a predicted model, not a curated record. Gene Ontology annotation, molecular function: chitin binding.
AGGCCCUUAACCAUCUCCGCGACAUCGAGGCCAUGAGCGACCCGGAAGACAAUGGUCAGUGAUGGGCGGGGGCUGAUCGGCUUGAUGGUCAGUGAUCACGUGACGGGCUCGUUUUGGUCUUAUAAGAGAAAAAAUUGAUGAGACAAGUAUAGUAACCAAGUCAACUACUGGUCGUACAUCAUGAUGGACACGCAGAGGAGGCACUGGCUUUCUGUCAUAGGUAUAGUCCUGGCUGUGACAUGUGCUGUGACUGGACAACGGGCAGGGGGCACCUGCACUGAGGGUCUGGCUGCAGACCCCAGCAGCUGCGAGGCCUUCUUACAGUGCGCUGGAGGCAGAUAUGUACGUCUUGUGUGUCCUGCUAACUUGAGGUUCAACUCAGCAACAAGCGAGUGUGACUGGCCAUCCAAAGUCCCCUGCAAUAAUAAUGCACCCAGAAGGACCUUCUCUCAGCCAAGACAGCAACCAAUGCAAAGACCCAUGCAACAGCCAAUGCAACAACCAAUGCAACAGCCUAUGCAACAGCCUAUGCAACAACCAAUGCAACAACCUAUGCAACAACCAAUGCAACAGCCUAUGCAACAACCAAUGCAACAACCAAUGAAACAACCAAUGCAACAGCCUAUGCAGCAACCAAUGCAACAACCAAUGCAACAGCCUAUGCAGCAACCAAUGCAACAGCCUAUGCAACAGCCAAUGCAACAGCCUAUGCAGCAACCAAUGCAACAGCCUAUGCAACAACCAAUGCAACAAGCUAUGCAACAGCCUAUGCAACAACCAAUGCAACAACCAAUGCAACGACAAAUGCAAAACAUGCAACAGAUGCAACAGAAGCCUAAACAGGAGAGUUGGAAGAAUCAGCAGUCGUCCAUGAACCAAGGCAUGAGGAUGGUGAAUACCGGCCUGAUGGGAGGGAUUGGGAUUGAUAGUGGUAUGAUGCCCAUGAAUGGUGGUAUGAUGAGCGGAGGAGUUGGCAUGGAGAUGAGGAGCAUGAACACCAUGGGUUCCGGAAUGAUUGGAUCCGGGGUGACACUCUUCCCACCCUUCUUGAACAUCCCCUCGAAGAAGACGUCUUCUAACAGUAUGGGCAUGAACUCUGGUAUGAUGAACUCUGGUAUGAUGAACUCUGGGAUGAUGAAUUCUGGGAUGAUGAACUCUGGGAUGAUGAAUGGCAUGAUGAACGGUAUGAUGAAUGGCAUGAUGAGUAAUGGGAAUAGUCAAAAGAAAUCCAACUCCCCAAUGAGCCCAAUCUUGAUCCCAUAUCCAUUCCCUCCCGAGUGGUUCGGAGGUAAGAAGACGACGACGUUAUCCCCCACCUCCAGCACCACCAACGCCACCACCACAACGUCAAAGAAGAAGGGCAACAACAUCUUCUUCAUCUCCAUGGUUCCCCCUAUGGUGCCAGUGGACCCCCUCCUUCCACCGUGUCUCCUCACCUCCUCCUGCUCCGGGAUGCCGUUGUGUAAUGAGACGAGAAGCAGCAACUGUGUCAACCCCACCCUUAGCAACCUUAUCUUAAGAGGCAGCAACACCAGGACGUCUUUCCAGGGAGCUUCGUCCAUAAGCAACAGUGCAGGGCUCAGGGUCGGUGCAGGGCUUGGUGGUCUGAGCGGCUUCGGUGAUCUGAGCGGUCUGAGUGGUCUGCCUGGACUGAGUGGCCUUAGUUCCAUCCUUCAGCAGACCGGAAGUACAGGUCAAGGUCAAGGUCAAAACUGCCGUGCUGUAAGGAGCGGACGGGUGGAGAUCCCGAUUACCUCCCUUGGUUCCAAUCGCGCAUGGACGACAGAGGAAUGUCGGGCUAUGGAGAGUUUGCUGAACGCUGUCAUCACAACUUCGGCGGAAAACCAGUCCGGCCAAUCGUCCCAGGGACGCCAAGUGACGCAACGUUCUGCCUGUACAAUCACAGUCCCCAGCGUCGCAGUCAGAUGCGCGUAAACAUCUCGCCGACCCCCUCUGGUAUCAGGACAACGGACAUGCGCAGUUACAUGCAUCGGAAGUUGUAGACAGUUUCCGUGGUUUCUCCUCGUCGUGAGCUGAUAGCAUCACACUUUGUACUGAGAAGUAUCACAACGGAUUAUUGAAAACUAAUAGUUCACCAUAUCUACAUGAAGGAGUACAGUUACCAAGUUGAGCCCCACAUCUAAAAGUUCUAUAUGUUUAUUGUUUAACGUCACAUUCAGCAAUAUUUCAGCUGCAUGACAGCAGUCUGUAAAUAAUAACACAAUCCAUACACGAUACAUUACGAUUACAUGCAUCAACCAAGUCAGCGAGCCUGAACACCCGAUACCCUUAGUCGCCUCUUACGACAAACAUAGUCGCCUCUUACGGCAAGCAUGGGUUGCUGGGGACCUAUUCUACCCCGGAUCUUCACGGGGGAUACAACUCUCGUCAUUUUGCUGAAGAAGGAUGUCAGUUAACAUAUUACGUUAAGAUUUGACCCAGGAUGUGAAACACUUGAGAUAAUUUUGACAAUGUCUAUUGUUCAAUAAGUUAUCAUCUUGCAGAAAACGAUAGCACCUCGAAAUGUAUUCCCAAGAAGUGAAAACGGAAUUUUAUACAAUAAGAGUUCAUCUGUGACGUCAGUGAUCACGUGACAUGAUAGUAAACCCAAUAACGACGUCAGCAACACUCUCAAAUACCACGUAACAAAUGCUCUUUACACAAUAAAGCAAAACCCUGAACCAAGGCUUACUCCCCUCCCAUAUAAAUGGAUACGUCCAACCUCGGCACGUGAACAUAGAGGGUACUUGCGAAAACAAAACAACCUGUUGAAACCAUGGACAAACACGGGUGGCAAAAGUCGUGAUAUCAACACACGCAUUGUCUCGACUGUGACUCCUGACAGGCUGCAGAAUCAAUGUUCACGACUAUUACUUACACAUUUAUGUUAAAAUAUUGUCUCGACCGAUGCAUGUAAAACAUAGUGUCUUUCUGUAUAUUUUUCUUUGUAUUUAUUUCCAAAUAAAAAUGAAAUCUGAAA